Molecule: messenger RNA, 2818 nt
Organism: Harpegnathos saltator (Jerdon's jumping ant)
Lineage: Eukaryota; Metazoa; Arthropoda; Insecta; Hymenoptera; Formicidae
Product: rho GTPase-activating protein 17
Exons: 6
Coding region: 1027-2490 (487 amino acids)
Biological process (GO): negative regulation of DNA-templated transcription
Cellular component (GO): nucleus; PRC1 complex
Molecular function (GO): histone binding; chromatin binding
Source: RefSeq, a predicted model, not a curated record
AGAGAGAGAGAGAGAGAGAGAGAGAGAGAGAGAGAGAGAUGAGUCCGACGGUGACGGACGAGUGGACGGACGUUGGUGAAACUUAUCGUCGCGAUGAUAGCAGAUAAGAGCGUUUCAUGAUCGAAAACGUGGCUCGGAUAUCGGCAGAUAUCGCGACGCCGUGUCGGAGUUUGCUGCUUUCUCGCUGCUACCCACGUGAAUGAAACGCCUGCCGAGACCGGCGAUUCCGGCACGACGAGAGAGAAAAGUCGUCGCAGUGAUAAUUCAGAGACUCGAUCGUGUGCGAUCCCUACGGCCAUCCGAGCGUCUACCAAGUGCGCCGAGGAGGAAGGGGACAAAUCCAGUGAAGGUGUCAAACGUCGGCGGCACGGCAAUUGACAUUUCCGUGACAUUUAGUGCGCGAUUCAAGUCUCGAGUGCCAGACACCUUUCCGUGUAACACGCGUGUCCCGGCGAUGUUGUAGCGAUAGCAGCACGCUCAUAGAGAUAGCGCUAAUAGUCGGUGCGAUACCUCUAUCGUCGUCGUCGUCGUCGUCGUCGUCGUAACGACGUUGCGAUGAACAUUGGCACGAACGACAGUGCGGCGGAGAGGAAGUGAUACGAGGACGUGGCGAGUCGAUGACGCGUCGUCCGUGCCUUAUCAGCGUCGUAACUGGAGCACCGUAACGCCGAACACUCAUCUAAAAAGACUUAUCUGUCUCUUGGAAUUUUUCACUUGCACGUGUACCGCCUCGAUCGUUCGCAUCCGACGACCCGCGUUCUCGCAGAAGCCCGUGGUGUGUCCGGUCGAGCGACAUCGAAAUCAGAUCCUCGACGGUGGACUCGUCUCCAAGACUCCGGUCAGCUUGGUGCAACAGGUGGUUCCUGGCCGGAGAGACCAUCGGGGAAAAAGGUCGGGCUCUUUCGCGACGUCCGACCGGAGGGCAGAGAAUCGCACGGGUGAAGGUCGACGCCGAUUGUCAAACUGGACAUUCUUACCGCCACGUCGGGAAGAACGGAGUGGAGAUGUCCGCGGGUCGCUGAGAGAAUGAGGGAGCUGGACACCGAGAGCCCUGUCGUCUGGCCAGCCUGGUGUUAUACUGGUGAGGUGUCGGGCGAGAGCGUGUCCACGGGUACAGCACCACGUGGCGGCGACCGUGGAGAGACAGCGGAUUUAGGAACGCACACGGAGAACAACGACGGGGCCACCCUGGCAGCGAACACAGCGGUCGACGCCAGGGGCGGGAGCCCUCAGGGUGCCCACCUGUCCGGUGCGGCAACCCCGAGGCCACCGAGGAACAGGAGGCGGCAGAACCAGAAUGGUCUCGACACCACCCAGGUCAAGACGGAGCGACUCACGCCCGACAAUAACUCGACGUCGUCGAGGAGCGUGACGCCUUCUUCGUCGAGUCACCCAGGUACGCCGCCAAAUGCUACGCCCUUGGGUGGACCCGAGGGCCCGCCGCCACCCCAUCAUCUCAAGCACAUGGAGCAGAUGAUGGGGCGAAACUACAGUGAUUUCAUGAGGAGCCUCGCCGCCAAGUACAACAACGCCAACCCCAACGAUUACUUUAGCACGCCGAGGAACGGCUAUCCACCAGGCCUGGACCCGAGGUUUCCGGCCUUCAAGACCGCGGCGACGCCGUUCGUCGGCCUGAUGGCGCCUCUAGGCGCUCCGCAACCACCGACCGUCCCGACCACCUCGCCGCUCUCGAACAAAGACCCGAAGGAGCAGAAGCAAGACAGCCUCUUCGGUAACCCCGUAUUCCCGCCUAUGAUCGAUAUGUCUUCCACCCAGGCUCUCUUGCAUAUGGUACGGACUGCCAAUGCCGCUCAGAGCGCCGCCGAGUUGGAGACAUACCUCAAAGGGGCCAACAAGAGAGACGCAGGAGUGACGAGUCCGUUGGACCUCUCGAGCCCCGGCGGCUUCGCGCCUCGCAAGCGACAGCGGACGGAAACGCGGAGGUCCGAGAGCGUGUCGCCCAAGCCGAAGCCCGCCGCGAGACCGACCACGCCACCGCCCGUCAGGUGUCCAUCGUUGUGCGGCCAUAUGCCCUGCGGUGACGGCCAGGCGGUGAAUCGUUGGACCAUCGAGGACGUCGUCAACUACGUCUCGUCGAUCGACAUCUGCGCCGAGUACGCCCAGAACUUCCAGGAGAAUCGCAUUGACGGUGCCGCGCUGCCGCUGCUCUCGGAGGAUCACCUAACGGGUCCGAUGGGCAUGAAGCUCGGUCCGGCGUUGAAGCUGCGUGCCAUGCUCGCCCGAAAGCUCGGAGCUUGCACGGUGUGCUUGCACUGCGCGCAUUGCCACCAAACGCCGUUACCGGCGCUAAGCGCCGCCGCCGCCGCUGCCGCUGCCGCUGCCGUGACGCAGCAGCAGCCGCAACAACCGCAGCAGCAGCAACAGCAGCAACAGCAGCAGCAGCAGCAGCAGCAACAGCAGCAGCAGCAGCAGCAGCAGCAGCAGCAACAGCAGACGUCGGGCCGGCGACCGAGCAGCACCGGGAACUGACAAACAAUGGCGGAGACUCCCCCGGUGGGGCCCGAGACUGCGGCGGCCGCUGUCGGUAUGACCCUGUCGCCGUCUCCGGACCCGAACCGUGCCCUCAGGAUAGAGCGGCGCGUGCCCCGUCCGGUACGCAAGCCGGAAGUCGUCUUCAAGAAGCCGAUCAAGCAGUGACACGCGGUGGACGUGCGAGAUGCGCGCGAGAUGUCGAAGACGCUUUCGUAUUGUUACCCCGGGUGUGUGUGGAGACUCCGCCUGUUGUCAAUAGUGUGACCCAAAUGUGCCCGGAUCGACCCUUAGAUAGGAAAAAUCUCGGGAGAGAGAGAGAGAGAGA